GCUAGAAUUUUGCAAACAAGCCUUGACUCUUUUUGCUCUGAUCCUUUAACACCUAAUGGAGCAAAAUCCAUUUUCAGGCCCUGAGGACAACAACAACUUCCUCAAACCCCUUUAUCUGGAUAGGGAACAUGUUGUUAUUCCAAGGAGGUUUUUACGAGCCCAUCCAUAUGUGCUUGAGGAGCAAACUGCUAAUCUCACAGAUCCUGUGGGUAAUGUUUUCCAGACAAGAGUCAUGGGUCAUGGGAAUGAGAUUUGGUUUGAGGGUGGGUUUAAUUUGAUGCGUGAAACCCACCUCAUCGAGGGGACUGUAUACAUCCACUUCACACACGUUCAGGAAUCCUCAUUCAAUGUGCGUAUAUUUGAUGUUAGUCAAGUGGAGGUUGAUUAUGCAAACCCCAUACAACAACAUCAGCAAGUGGAAGACCCACUUGCCUGGAUUUCUGACCUUACAAGGCCUCUUUGUACUGGGAAGCAACCUUUGGUAAUUUAAGUAUUAAUUUUUUUUUUCAUGUUGGGAACCAAUCUUUGGAAAUUUAAGUAUUAUUUUCUUCCACUUUAA
Molecule: messenger RNA, 559 nt
Organism: Lotus japonicus
Lineage: Eukaryota; Viridiplantae; Streptophyta; Magnoliopsida; Fabales; Fabaceae
Product: B3 domain-containing protein At1g49475-like
Exons: 2
Coding region: 56-490 (144 amino acids)
Source: RefSeq, a predicted model, not a curated record